AUGAACGAUUCCCAAUUCGAGGUCAUUAUUGUCGGGGGUUCAAUUGCGGGUCUUGCACUGGCACACUGCCUACACAGAGCAGGUAUCACCUGUAUUAUCCUCGAAAAACGCUCUAUAAUUGCGGCCCAUGAAGGAGCGUCUGUUGCAAUCAUGCCCAAUGGGGCGCGAAUUCUGGACCAGCUCGGUCUUUAUGACGCCGUCGAGGGGACUAUCGAGCCGAUGCAUAGUGCUCACGUUCGCUUUCCAGAUGGAUUUCAUUUCAGCAGCCCCUACCCUAAAUCUAUGCAUGAAGCUUUCGGCUUCCCAAUGGGAUUCCUUAGUCGACAGAAUCUACUUCAGAUCCUGUAUGACGGUUAUCCAAUAAAGUCCAACAUAUUCGUGGACAAAACUGUUGUCCGUGUUGAACAAAAAAACCAAGACUGUGUACUUGUCCACACACAAGAUGGACAUUCUUACGAGGGAGACCUAGUUGUUGGAGCUGACGGGGUCCAUAGUUGUGUGCGGACACAAAUGUGGCAAAACGCUGAUGCGCUGCGGCCUGGAGUGAUUACCGAGGCCGAAAAGAACGGGAUGACCGUUGGCUAUGCCUGUAUUUUCGGAAUUUCCUCUGAGAUCCCCGAGCUAAAGGUUGGCCAUAUGCACUUGAGUGUCUACAACGGAAAAUCAUUUAUCAUUGCCCCUGGCGUCGACAGGCGGCGGCUGGCCUGGUUUGUCGUGGUAAAGCUGGAUAAAACCUAUCCGUACGGCAGUGCGCCGCGCUUCUCGCGCACAGAUGCUGCCUUAUUAUGCGAACAGUUGACUGAUAUGUACAUAUGGAGGGGCGUUCAGUUUGCGCAGCUAUGGCAAAACCGUGAGAUCUACGGCAUGACAGCCUUGGAAGAGAACAUAUUCCAGACGUGGCACUGUGGUCGCAUUGUUUGUAUUGGAGACAGCAUGCACAAGAUGACGCCAAACCUUGCACAAGGAGCCAACUGCUCUAUUGAAGAUGCUGCGUCCUUAGCCAAUAUACUACAUGAUGCUUUGAAUACGAAGGCUUUCCCACAUAAGCUUUGUGGUCAGGAGAUCGACCACCACCUGCGCCGAUUCAAUAAAAUACAAAUUGAUCGCAUGGCCAAGAUUUACAGGGCUUCGCGAAUAGUGGUGAGAUUGCAGACACGAAGUAGCAUUUUCUGGAGGUUUAUUCUGCGAUAUUACGUGCCAUACGCUGGAACUCAACCGACGGAAAAAGCUCUGAAGAUUCUCGAAGACGCCGUGGCCCUAAACUUUAUCCCGCUCCCGCAACGUUCAGGCCCUCGAUGGGUAAUGCCCAGGAAGCAAAAAAGGACCAAUUUCGCAUGGGCUUGGGCUGCUUUAGCAUUCCUGCUGUUAGCACUGAUAUGGGGACCUUAA
Penicillium samsonianum is the source of this 1389-nucleotide messenger RNA. Its product is annotated as FAD-dependent oxidoreductase. The coding region runs from base 1 to 1389 and encodes 462 amino acids. Gene Ontology annotation, molecular function: FAD binding. The record is from RefSeq and is a predicted model, not a curated record. NCBI's taxonomy places the organism in Eukaryota, Fungi, Ascomycota, Eurotiomycetes, Eurotiales, Aspergillaceae. The transcript is spliced from 4 exons.